Messenger RNA from Stegastes partitus (bicolor damselfish), 3895 nucleotides. RefSeq names its product LIM domains containing 1a (gene limd1a). Gene Ontology annotation, cellular component: nucleus; adherens junction; transcription regulator complex. The transcript is spliced from 8 exons. Bases 698 to 2548 code for a protein of 616 amino acids. The record is from RefSeq and is a predicted model, not a curated record. Lineage: Eukaryota; Metazoa; Chordata; Actinopteri; Pomacentridae. Gene Ontology annotation, molecular function: transcription corepressor activity. Gene Ontology annotation, biological process: response to hypoxia; negative regulation of hippo signaling; cytoskeleton organization.
GGGAGAUAUUUUAGCUAACUUCUGUGCAACGGUUCCGCUCGAUGAAGGCACCGCUAAUCUCGAUUGUAUUGGACUCGAGCACUGCGCCUUUAAAAACAAACUGUUCCCUGUUUUCUGGUCCCGACCGACCGGCGGCCACGUACGGCUCCAACUGUUCUCCCACGGUCUGCUCCGCGGGCACUACUUUCUUUUUUUUUUUUAAUCUGUUAACCGUCGCGACAAAGUUCGCCAUUUUUAAAAAAAAGCUACUUUAAAGGACUUUCCUUGUUGGGAGACGCGGAGGACAAAGUUUUGAAUGAAGGUUUCCCUGCUGGGGCUGUAAGCAAAGGAGGAGGGGGCAGUUUGUGGGGUCGUCCGGGGGUAUCGGAUCUGGGAAUCUGCUGCUCACAUUUAUAACCGGGCAGACGGCGGCUUCUUCGGGGCAGAGCGGAGCUGGACGGACGGACGGAGGGACGGAGGGACGGAGCUAGCCGGUGGAGGACGCCGAGUUUCAAACUUUUUUUUUUUUUUUUUCCCCACAGAGGAUUUAAAGGAAGAAAAGAAGGUUUGGAAUAACAGAAAAGUUUAAUUUUGGACCACCGUGUUCUGCUGCUGGACUAUAAGGUGAAGUUAAUUCACUCUGGAAGUCUUUUUUUUGUUUCUGUUUUAGCUAGCUGCCAAAUAUAACUACUCGUAACUUUACUGAAGCUAAACAAAAAUGGAUAAAUACGAGGAUUUAGGACUUGAAGCGAGCAAGUUUAUCGAGGAUUUAAACAUGUAUGAAGCAUCCAGAGAUGGUUUGUUUCGAAUGAGGAGGGAUGCGGGAAAUAACCCGGACUUUGAAGAAACAAGAAGAGUUUUUGCCUCGAAAAUGACUAAAAUACACAUCCAGAAACAGCAAGAGGAGAUGGCGAAAAACAACCAGGUCAUUAAAAUGAAUGGGGGUCACAACAGCGCACAUUACACCAAAGACAGACCGCCUCUCAACAGUUCAAGGCAGGCGGGUGAAGCGGCGGCGAAGCCCCCGAUACUCUCUGGCCCGGUGCCGAGCGCCGCGGCCGGCAGCCAGUACGCACAGUUUGAUGGUCAGAAGCACCACACGGGUAUCCAGUCUGAGCUCCCAGCCAGCAGGGCAUACGGCUACGGAAACAAUUACGAUAAUAAGGAGCCACAUUCAUACCAGCACAACACCCCUUCUCCGCCCAGCCCUGCGCCUCAUUGCGCGCCCACACAUGUUCGUCACCCGGUGAGCCAGCCGGCUGCUUGGGCCCCAUCCAGCCCGACUCCCCGGGCCCCAUCCAGCCCGACUCCCCCACCUGGUUCAGGGAGCAGCAGCAGCGCACCUCAGCAGCAGCCUCAGCGCCCGCAGCCUCCCCCCAACGUCAGCGGUCUUCCAUCCCAGCAGAAUCCGGCUCCCCCUUCUCCUGUUAACCUGAGCCCACCCUCCUCUGCAGGGCCAGUCAGGGGAUGGACAGCAGACCUCUCUGGCUCACCGAAACCAGACCUGAUCCCGGCUCUGCCUCUGAGUGCCUUCACAGGAGGAGCUGACUUCCAUGUGCAGCAGUCUUCCACCCAGCCUGCAGCUCAUUACGUGGCACCUCCGACUUCCAAACCCUCUGCCAGCCUUAAUGGCCCUGUGGCAGUUUCCUCUGUCCCACCUGUGUCUUCUGAAACACUUCAACCCAAAGCCCAGAUGGCGUCCACUGCCUUGAUCCCUGCCAGUGUCUCCAAAAUCAUCAGCCAAGGUCAAGGUCAGAGUCAAAUACCUGCCAGUACUGAAGCUGAAGUGCCAUCCUCACCUAAGCCUGUCCAGCAACCCUCUAAGUCUCUUCUCACGCAGCCCCCUGAGCAGGGGCCUUCAGCAGCUGAAAUAAAAUUAGAAGCUCUCACUCAGCGGCUGGAAAAAGAGAUGGAUGCCCAACCAAAGGCUGACUACUUUGGGGCCUGUGUGAAGUGUAACAAGGCGGUGUAUGGAGCUAGCCAGGCCUGCCAGGCUAUGGGAAGCCUCUACCAUGACAGCUGCUUCACCUGUAGCGCCUGUGGUCGAAGGCUGAGAGGGAAGGCUUUCUACUAUGUCGGAGGGAAGGUUUUCUGUGAAGAGGACUUCCUGUAUUCUGGUUUCCAGCAGUCUGCUGACAAGUGCAACGCGUGUGGACAUCUGAUCAUGGACAUGAUCCUGCAGGCCCUCGGGAAGUCCUACCACCCCGGCUGUUUCCGCUGCGUCAUCUGUAAUGAGAGCCUUGAUGGAGUACCCUUCACUGUGGACACUGAAAAUAAGAUCUACUGUGUCAAGGACUACCACAGGGUCUUGGCGCCUAAAUGUGCAGCCUGUAACCAGCCCAUCCUGCCUUCAGAGGGGUCUGAUGAAACCAUUCGAGUCGUAUCGAUGGACAGAGACUACCAUGUGGAAUGUUAUCACUGUGAGGACUGUAAGAUGGAGCUGAAUGACGAGGAGGGUCACCGCUGCUACCCUCUGAACGGACACCUCCUUUGCCACUCCUGCCACCUGAAGCACAUCCAGCCCGGCUGCUCCGCUCCAGUUGCUGCCGCCACCACCUCCUCCUUCUAACAGGUGGUGGGAGACACCUGGUGGAUGAGAGGAGGAACUGCAGGAGCGGAAAUUCACAAUUCUUGUUGUAGAGGAUUGAUCGACUGGAUGCAUCAAGUCCAACCGUGUGCAUUCUGACAGGAAAGUUAAUGAAGUCUCCUUUAUGCAGAACGUAACAGGGGUUUGACCCAGUAAUGAAGUAUUGCAAUACACCAAAGCCCUACUUUAAUGCAAUGAAACGUCGCAUUUGCAGAAGUGUCGCCAUGUGGUUAUUUUUUUUGUAAAUAUCAGUUGCAUCGGCGAUGUAGAUAUCUUACUGUCAGCUCAUUUCAGAUACUGUGUGCCUUCGACUUCACACUUCUGCAGCGAACCUACAAGUUAGAGGUUCUAAUUGUCCUUAUGUGGAAUGUGACAUAAAUCACAGGUACCUAAUGUUUAAGUCAGAGGAAGGAUGAUCUGUCGGCUCACGAAGGACUGGAAGGAAUACAACAGCCUCUACAGUAAUAACAGCUGGUGUGUAUUUAUAUAUAUAUAUAUAUAACAGAGAUACAAAGUGUUUUUAAUAUUAAAUAUUAUUUUUAAAAAGUCACAAAAUAACAGAACAUUCUUCUUUUUCUUCAUGUUAACCAGUUAUCAAUGCGUAGGAGUAGUUUUUCUCCUCAAACAGGAUGCCAGUAUCCUGACCUGCACACAGAGCCAGCGUCGCCAUGUUCGAUAUGCAAACAGCACGCAAUAAAUCACAUCGAAUCGUAACCUCUGAACACCUCAUAUCAACUUCAAACGGUGUUGUUGUCCUCAAGGUUGCUGUGCCUCUGUGUGCUCAAGGCAUACCAGGUCACAGUCACAGUGCACAUUUUUAUUACUUUCCCCUUUGUUAAGUCUGAGCAGGAAUGCUUUUGGCUGCGCUGUUCUGUGAUCAACAAACAGCCGGUGUUUGUCACAUGCAAUCUGUUCUAAGCACUUAGAGAUAGAUGUGCUGGGUUUCUAUGCACCUAUGAAGACUCUGGUAUUAGGCCUGUAGAUCUAUGUAUUUUAUUACCUUUGCAAACAUUGUAUAUUUUUAAAAGAAAGAUAUAUAUUUGUUGGCCUUUAUUCAUUUACAUUUGUUUCAUUUUAUCUUUGGCGCAGACUCAUUUGAUUUGCAGUGUGAAGAGGGUUUUUGGGCGCCUGCCUUUGCCAUCCAAAUGUUAUUCGUGUCUUGUCUUGAGUUUACUAACUUAAUACGUAAGUUGCUUGUCAUUUGAGGUCCUUAUUUCAUAGCAAACUGUAGGUUAAAUGAAGAGCAAACGUAUGUAUGUAUGUGCUGUGUGAUUGUUAUAAAGAAAAUAUUUAAUAAAUGCAACGCAGUUGGCCAACUUUUGACUUAAA